CAGGUCGUCCACCCGACGCGAUAGCAGCUAUAAUAACCCAACUGAUGAUGCUACUGAUGGCGGCGGGUGUAAAAAAAUCCUUGGUCUUCAACAACGUCCUGAACGCCAUAAAUCUCGCGGUGUGGGUCUUCAUCAUGGCAGCCGGGAUGUUUUACAUAGACACGGACAACUGGUUCGAGCACAGGGGCUUCCUACCUUACGGCUGGAGCGGCGUUUUUACGGGCGCUGCGACGUGCUUCUACGCGUUCAUCGGCUUCGACAUAAUCGCCACGACGGGCGAGGAAGCCACGAAUCCCAAACGAAGCAUCCCCAUGGCGAUACUCUCCUCCCUCGUCAUCAUACUCGUCGCUUACGUGACGAGCAGUCUCGUUUUGACGUUGAUCGUCCCGUACGACGAGGUCGACCAAGACUCAGCGCUGGUGGAGAUGUUCGGCCAAGUCGGGGCCAACAAGUGCAAGUUCGUCGUGGCCAUCGGAGCUCUCGCCGGUCUGAGCGUCUCCAUGUUCGGCAGCAUGUNCUAA
Molecule: messenger RNA, 521 nt
Organism: Copidosoma floridanum
Lineage: Eukaryota; Metazoa; Arthropoda; Insecta; Hymenoptera; Encyrtidae
Product: solute carrier family 7 member 14
Biological process (GO): amino acid transport; transmembrane transport
Cellular component (GO): plasma membrane
Molecular function (GO): amino acid transmembrane transporter activity
Source: RefSeq, a predicted model, not a curated record